This is a messenger RNA of Ramularia collo-cygni, 3927 nucleotides long. Its product is annotated as related to Clustered mitochondria protein homolog. Gene Ontology annotation, cellular component: cytoplasm. Lineage: Eukaryota; Fungi; Ascomycota; Dothideomycetes; Mycosphaerellales; Mycosphaerellaceae. The record is from RefSeq and is a predicted model, not a curated record. Gene Ontology annotation, biological process: intracellular distribution of mitochondria. Bases 1 to 3927 code for a protein of 1308 amino acids. Gene Ontology annotation, molecular function: mRNA binding; protein binding. The transcript has 2 exons.
AUGGCUGCUGCCAACGAAGAGUCGUCCAAGCCGACUGUGAACGGAUCUGGAGAUCCUCACGCGACCACCGAUGCCAAUGGAAGCGAAGCAUUGACCAAUGGUGCAUCAGACAAGACAGAGAAGCCAGACGGCGAGGAUACAGAGGCUGCGCCAACAGUAGAGAAUGUGUUCCAGCUUACCAUCAAGCUGCCGCGUGCACCGCACCAGACGGAAAUCACGGUCUCCACGCAAGAGCAGGUGCAGGACAUCCGGCAGUCGAUCGUGGACACCCCACAAACCUUCCAGUACUCAUGCUUCCACCUCGAGCAUCAGGGCAAGCGGGUCAAUGACUUUGUAGAGCUCUCUGAAAUCUCCGGGAUCGUGGAAGAUCCCGUAUUCCAGCUCGUUGAGGAUCCAUACACCGAGGCGCAAGCCCGGAUGCACAUUGUGCGUGUUCGCGAGCUGAUCGGAGCUGCUGGCAAUCGCACUGAUCUAGUUGUCGGGGUCGAUGCUGGUAUAAGCCUGUGCGAUGGCGUGGAGUUGCCAGAGAGCCAAUCUGGAAAGGAGGAGUCCAGCCCGGUAGUAGACUACAAUCUCAGCACGCCUGGCUCCGUCACCACGCUACUGGCAAAGCGUCGGGAAGCGGCUCCGAAGACUGUUAAGAAUCUGUCGCUGUCGCCAUGGAAUGCGCCGCCGUAUCACCUCCGCAUGCGCGGCCAUCUGCUCUAUCUCCAGGUCACAACCAACGAAGGCGAGCAACACUCCAUCACUUCGCACGUGUCUGGCUUCUACGUCAACAAGUCUACAAACAACAAGUUUGACCCAACGCCACGGAGCUCUCCCAAGUCUGCAUUCGCCCACUCCCUCGUCAACCUCCUGAGCGAGCUUUCCCCCUCAUUCGAUGCUUCAUUCCAGCGCCUGCAAGUAUACAAUGGACAGCGCGACCCGCUCGCAUCUUACCAGCUAUCAAACUGCCUCCCCGCAGCGCCCUGGAUCGUGUCGCCUGCGUCUGUGCAGCAACACCAGCCUGACAUUACCCGCACCCAAGAGACCUUCCUAUUGGGUGGCGCUGACAAUGCAGAAACACUUCGRGAUUGGAAUGAGGAGUUCCAAUCGACCCGGGAGUUGCCAAAAGAGACGGUGCACGAACGCGUGUUUCGCGAGCGUCUGACAUGUAAGCUCUUCGCUGAGUACAACGAGGCCGCUGUACGUGGUGCCUGUCUCGUGGCGAGAGGAGAAAUACAGCCCCUGAAUCCGACUGAGAGCAGGGAUGCUCAGAUCUUUGUCUACAACAACGUAUUUUACUCUUUUGGUGCUGAUGGCGUCGGUACAUUUGCAAGCGAUGGAGGCGAUGAAGCCGCGAGAGUGGCGACUGGAAAAGAUGUCAAGGGUGUCAAGGCUGUGAAUCAGCUGGACAUCACGGGCCUCUUUACUCCUGGCACAGUCGUCGUCGAUUACCUGGGAAAGCGUGUUGUUGGACAGAGCAUUGUCCCUGGUAUCUUCAAGCAGCGGGAACCCGGCGAGAACCAGAUCGACUACGGCGGCGUUGAGGGCAAAGACGUCAUUGCCACACACGAAGGCUUCGUGCAGCCUUUCCAGGAGCUCAGCGUAGCGAUGCGAGUCAAGAAGCACGCUGUCUGGGACAAGGAGGACAACAGACACGACCUCGAGGCAAGCGUGGAGACCAAAGGUCUUCUCGGUACCGACGGCCGCAAGUAUAUCCUUGAUCUGUACCGCGUGACCCCAUUGGACAUCUCGUGGAUCGAGAAGCACCGUGAACAUGACCAGACUGAAGAGAGCCGAUACCCCCACCGCAUGACCGUCCUACGGCCAGAGCUCGUUGAGCUGUAUCGCGUGUCGAAGAUGCGGGAUUACAUAAACGAACAGCUGGCGAAGAAGCGUGCGAGCUCGACUGAAGACGCCAGCAAGGCAUCCUCCAGUGGCGAACCUGACGUGAAUGGAAGUGCUGAGGAAAAGGUUGGCGAGACCGCCACGAAGGAAGAGCAGAGCUCGAAUGUCGACGGCGAUGUCGAGAAGAAGACGGAGGAUGUAGAGAGCAAGCCACAGCCACAAGAUCAGGUCGAUCUCACCGGGUUUUCUUUCUCGUUGAACCCCGAUGUUUUCAGUGGCCAGAGACCCCAGGAGCCUGAAGAGAAGGCGGAGUGGGAGCAAGAUGCGGAAGAUGUGCGUACCGUGUGUACGUACCUGAGCACCGAGGUGCUUCCACGACUGGUCAAAGAUCUCCAAGAGGGUGAUGUUGGCUUCCCCAUGGACGGCCAGAGCCUCGUCCGCGAGAUGCAUAGACGAGGCAUCAAUGUUCGCUACCUCGGCGAGAUCGCACGCCAGUGUGAAGCGAACACAUCAAACCAUAGGUUGCAGGCCUUGAAACAUCUUUGCCAGCAAGAAAUGGUCAGCCGAGCCUUCAAGCACAUCUGUAACAAGGAGAUGCGAGCUCUUCCGCCAGUCUUUGCUCAGAGCUGCGUCGCCCACAUGCUCAACUGCUUACUUGGGGCUGACCUCAACUCUUCGCCGAAAGCGGAGAUCGAGGAAGACUUGAAGUCGCUUUAUUCCGACACGUCCUUUGACUUCGAGAAGAUGGAUCCUGAAAAAUUGGGCUCAGAAAUCAAGAGACAAGUUUACUUGCGCUACCGGUUCGAGCUUCAGGAUGAGCUUGUGCAGAAGUCCAAGCAACCGCAGAUGCUCCGUGAGAUCUCCAGAAAGAUGGGCCUUCAAUUUGAAGCCAAGGAGUACGAUUAUACCAAGACUGAGGGUGCAUCUGCACCGGCGCUACAGGAGAAGAAAUCCAGCGAGUCAUUUGGCACGCAGAAGAACGGCAACGAGGGUAGCAAGAAGAGCAAGAGCAAGAAGAAACAUGCGGACAACGGCACCAACGGUGUUGCGCCACCGUCUCCAGUAGCAGCUUUGGCGACGUUCCACCCUGAGAAUAUUGUCAAUGUUGUACCUAUCGUCAAAGAAGCGUCGCCGCGCAGUGUGCUGGCAGAGGAAGCCUUGGAAGCCGGUCGCAUGAGCAUCCAGCAAGGCCAGAGAGAACUCGGACAAGAGCUUCUUCUUGAAAGCCUGAGCCUGCACGAGCAGAUCUACGGCAUCCUCCAUCCCGAGGUGGCUCGCGUGUACUACGCCUUGUCAACGUUAUACUACGGCCUGGAUGAGAAGUCAGCAGCCGUGGAGCUUGCCAAAAAGGCUGUCAUUGUUUCGGAGCGGACGUUGGGCGUUGAUGAUGCCGAGACUGUUCUUGCAUACCUGAACCUGAGUUUGUUUGAGCAUGCCAAUGGUAACACUCGGCAAGCUUUGCUAUACGUCCGUCACGCCUUGGACCUGUGGAAGGUCGUCUAUGGCAUUCGUCAUCCGGACUCCAUUACGACCAUCAACAACGCGGCAGUCAUGCUCCAGACACUGAAGCAGUUUCACGAGUCGCGACUCUGGUUUGAGGCUUCCCUGGAAAUAUGCGAAGACGUGKCCGGUAAGCUGUCCGUAAACACGGCAACGCUAUUAUUCCAGCUUGCGCAAGCGUUCGCGCUGGAGAGCGACAGCAAGGCUGCAAUGGAGAAGAUGCGCGAGAGCGCUAGAAUUUUCACUGCCGAGCUUGGAGCGGACGAUGCAAACACCAAGGAGGCUGAGUUGUGGUUGAGCAGGUUCACCGCUUCUGCCGUGAGCCAGGCAAAGCAAGCCAAGCAGGCGAGCUUGCUACUGCAAAAUCGAAACAGCAUCUUGCGCAACGGCGCGCGAACGUCGAGAGUCACACCUGGCACAAGGCAGCUCCCACCCAUUGGCCAGACUACGGCCGCUGUCUCGCAGCCUCUGGCAGCUUCAAAGGGAAAUGACAACAUUGAUGAUCUGGUGAAGUACAUUGACGGUGGCAAGGAGGCUAAGCCAUCCACGCCAAAAAACAAGACGACAAACCCGAAAAAGCGGAGUCAAAAGGCGUAA